This is a messenger RNA of Linum trigynum, 6138 nucleotides long. Lineage: Eukaryota; Viridiplantae; Streptophyta; Magnoliopsida; Malpighiales; Linaceae. The record is from the annotation of a GenBank genome assembly.
UUAAGGGUUAAAGUAUAGUACCAUGCCCCAAAUAUCAUUCAAUUCAAGGUCUAACUAUAAUUUUCUUACUCAAAGUAUGUCAUACUUUUGAUUUUACUCAAUCAAUGUAUGGUAGAACCAUUCAUAUGAAUAUAUAUAUAUAUAUAUAUAUAUAUAUAUAUGAUAAGUUCAUCUCCAACAGAGAGUCGAAGUGAUAAAUUUUUUUUUAAGGAAGGGUCUCCAAGGCAAGUGCCAAAAUGUCAAAAAUCAAAAUUUUGGACCCAAAUUUGGUUGCGAAAAAGACACGAGUGCUAAAAUUUUGGCCCCCCUCUUUCCCUUUACGGCGGACGCGCCACUGAGGGACGGUGGGACCACACGCGAGAAGGGGCGCCCCUACCGUGCAUGCGGAUGGUCAUCCUCCAGAUGAAGCAUUAUUAUUAUCUCAUAAAUACCAAAACCCAAUUAAUAGUCUAUUACAAAGCCUAAUUAAAUCCCAUCUUGUUAGUCUAUUGCAUAGCCAAAUAAUCUUCAUGAGAUCUAUUAAUCCACCUACAAUCAGUACAUGCUCCAAUCACCAUUGAGCGAAUGAUGAUGGUCUGGCAAUCCCUUUCAUUUCGGAUGUGAGAAGGUGCUGCUUAUCGUUGUGCAUCUGACAUGUGUGGGAGGUUUGCACUACUUCUAUUGUGCCAGUUUUGAGUGCAGGCCAGUAGUAUCCCUAAAGCAUGUUGGUUCACUCCAUCCCUCUUGGUCCUAUGUGCAUAGGACUUGUUCCCUGGUGGAUUUUUUGCAUUGCUCACUUAGCCUCUUCCCAUCCCGAACACUUCAGAUAUAGGCUCGAGAAGGCUUCUUUGAAUAGUUCUCAUUUUACUAUUGAAUAUUGUGUUGCCAUGCGUGUUAAUACAAUGGCUUUCUUGGGAUCUUCGGGCAUGGCAUCGUUGUUUAGGAAUUUGGUUAUAGAAGUUCUCCAAUAUUCUCAUUUUUGUGCCAACUCCAUGACUUCACUUGUCUCUGUCUACUCCAUCAUGAUUGUGACAUGUCGUUCGUCCUCGAAGUCAAUAACGGUGGCCAAUUUGGAAAAGGCGCGUGCAUGGUGGUUCUCUUCCCACCUUUCAUGCACAUGUUCCAAUUAUCUAGUCAUGCUAGGAUAUCGACGAGUGGGUUCUUCCUUGGCUUCAAAGUUUUCCUUCUCUUGGUUCACCACCAAUGAAUAUGAGAAUAUUAAGACCUUUCUCGCUCCCAUAUUAAUGACCACUCUUAAUCCAUUCAGAAGGGAUUCUUCAUUGUAUUCAGGCUACUAAAAUGUAUGGAAAUUUCAUGGAUGACCCCCUCUGGUGUUCCAAUGACAAUUCCUGCCCCUGCUCGCUUACAACUGCCCCAUCCACGAACAUUUUCCUUGAAUGGUCUUUCGCCAUGCAUCUUCUUCAAGGACGAAACCUUCAGCUAUGAAAUUUGCCAAGACCUAUUUGGGGUUGGCCUCCAAAUCUGAAAUAAAGCCUCUCCUCAUAUUAAGUUUCUAAGGGUGGCGAUGAUCAAAUUAUUAGUAUGUAUAACUUCCCAUAUUUGAUACAUUUCCUCUUGUGUCAAUGCAGCUUUAGAAACUUUGAUAUAUUGUAUAUGGAUUUCAUAACUAUUUGAUCAUUGAGCUUAUUGAAGACCUAAUUGUGCUUUAGUAUCUGGUAUUAUUUUGUGCUUCUCAAGGUAAAAUGAAAUCUAGGAUUAUUUGGAUCACUUAUUGGAUCAAGCUGGAGGAUCAAAUGGGAAAUACAUGAAGAUCAAGGAGGAAUUCAGAUAUUAAGCUAGGUUCAAUCGAGCCCUAACCUCUCAAGUCUUCAUAUGCACCCAAGAGGUGUCCAAUGGAGAAGCUUUAGCCCAAACGGAGGAAAGAACCCACAACACCUCCAACUGCCGUCAGCCCAUACUUCGCAAGUCGGGUGCAAAUUUGAUAAAGAGUUUACUUGUGGGCCAAGCAACCUAAAGGAGGAAGAAAACCCGUGGCGGUUCUACCUAUCGUUGACCCAAGCCCAUUAGAAGCUUUUGGAAACUUUUUACUUCGUCCCUAAGCCAAGGAAUUUGAGUUGAAGUAGUGCUUAUAGCCUAAUCUUAGGAUUAGAAAGCCUAACCACCCCCCCCCCCCCUCCCCUGCACUUAUAAAUAGAUGCUUAGCUUAGAGCUCAUGGUAGGCCUGACAAGCCCCAAACACUUUCUACAAAAUUACUUUGUUGAGAUUCUAUUGGAGCCUGCGAAUUGGAGAUGCCUUUAUCGAGCCAAGUGGAUAUGCCUUCAUCAUUGAUGGUGCCAUCUAUUCCUUCUAUGGCCAGCUAAGUCUCUUAUUGUGUAGGGAUAUCAAUUCUAUGAUGAAUUAUGCAUCACUUUCAAUGGUUUACUAAGAUGCUUUAGUUGUCCAAUGCUUUUAUCUUCUAUUAUAUGUUACCUUUGCUUUGAUUAUAACACCAUCAUAGGUUGCCUAGGAAACUCUUCCUAUAUGAUACACUUUUACCUUAUGCUUGUAUAGAUAGAAUGUGCGUCCUCUCAUGUAUGUAUGAGAUAGAUGCUUGAUACAUUAGAUCACAAAGCUUAGCACCAAUGAUAUGGUUCAUAGAGACCCUAAAUAGCAACGUGUUAUCCUUACUUCCUUAAGGAAGGGGAGCAUGGUAAAUCAUACAAAGGCAUAUUACAAGAAGUACUUUAAAGAACAGAUGGGUACCCGAUCACUCUUCGAGUAGUUGAUCACAUUGUAGAGUGUGGUCAAAUUUACUUGGUCCAAGAUCAUGAUUGUACUUCCCGAGGGUCUCUCACAACCACUUACUCAGGUAGUGAGGGACGAGUUCUAUGGUUUAGAAAGAGCAACUGUGGAGGUUGAAGUGCCUCUGGGGUUGAAGUUUCCCAUAGUUUUACAAAAUCCAAAGUAAAAAUCAACGUGGAAAUUAAAACUAUACUAUUGGCUGGUGAACGAAGCAGAAGGAUGAGGCGUUGCACAUGCAAGCUUCCUCGAGAGUUCCAUAGACUCAUACGUCGAUUCUAGCAACAUAUGAGCUGCUUGAUCUUUGUUAGGUUUACUCCUACCAUAUGUUGGACAAAUUUAAGGUCUACUAGGCAACGAUAUGGACCCUACAGAUUUCUCCCGUGAGUAAGUCGAUGCAGUGUGAUCGAUUGAGGAUCAAUCUUGAGAGGAACGCUGUGUCCAGUCUAAUCCUACCCACAAAGUUUGGUUUGUGGAUAUUAACUUUGAAGUCAAUCCUCGUGUUAGAAAUGAACCAAACAUAAGAACAAAGCACAGAGAAUAAGAAUCAAAUCAUAUAUAUAUAUAUAUAUAUAUAUAUAUAUAUAUAUAUAUAUAUAUAUAUAUAUGCCAAAAUGAAUCGUUACAAAGUUUAGAACCUCUAGGGUUCGCCGACCUACGAAACUAAGGGAACUAGCCAGCCAUGGGGAUGAGAUCCAAAGGGUACAUCAUUUGAAAAGUGAUCCCCCAAGGAGGUCUCCAAAUCGACAAGAACACAGAUUUGAGGACUAGGCCGCCGAUCCUAGCACCGAUCUAGGCCUCUAAUACCUCAUAUCACUCGCUAGUGAACUCCUCCCUAGAAGUCUAUUUAUAAAUUUUCUAUCAAGGUUUUAUGGAGAGAGGAUGGUCAUUUAGCGUGUCUUUCGAGUCCCAGUCAGCUUCCCCCAGAUUGGUCCCAUGAAAAGCAUAUUCUUGAAGGAUUUGGGAGAUUUCUGGAUAAGCCCCAAGACGGAGGUUUGAGCUCUAUUUUGGACAUUAGGCUUCUAAAUCCAGUGCCAUUUUUAGUCCCCUCUUUAAUCCCUAUUAUGAGUCCUUAGUAAAUCUGGUGCCAUUUUCGAGUGUAGAUGUCCCUCAACAUGUGCAAAGUGGUCCACUAGGAUGCUAUGCCCUGAAAAACACACGAAACACUACCAAGAGUGCAUCAAAUUUGUAAAAGCAAGCCUACCGCUACUAAAACACACGUUGUGUGAGUAUGUAGCAAACUCAAUAUAUUAUGACGAUAAAUGUGUGAAAAUUAUGAGGUUCUUAUCAUAAUAUGGGGUCUAAAAGGGUAAUUUCUAUGUGCACCUAUACACUCAACCGACAGGAUAAGAUCUCGUGUUUGGAAGCAUCUAGUCUAAUGGUGCAAGACGCAAGGCAUUUCUCAAGAGAAGAUGAUGAAGACCCUAUGUUACACAUUAGGGAUUUCCUUGAUGUUUUCACCCGGAGAAGAAGACAAAGUACACUCAUGAAUCUUUGCUUUUCCAUUUAUUGGGAAAGAAAGAGAUUGGCUCGAUGGUCAACCAACAAGCAUGUUUAGAACGUGGGAAGCUUUGUCACAUGCCUUUUCAGAAGAGUACUAUCCACAAUGGAGGACGGGCGAGCCCAAUUUUGUUGGAUUCUACCAGAAGGAAGGAGAGCUAUUCUACAAGACGUUGGAUCGAUUCAAUGGCUUACUACUCAAUUUCCCUCACCAUGUGUACAAAAAGGAGCAACUCACAGAGACUCUAUACAAAGGAUUGAAUGGCCAAUGGUCCUACACAUCAACCGAUUGAUAGGAGGAAACAUACUUAACAUAGUGCAACUAAAACAAUGAAGAUAUAUGAGACACUAGUGUGUGGCACCAAUAACCUUACAAUAGGGAGAUCACCUCAAUGCAAUGCACAUAAUUCAAGAUCCCAUAUAAGCAUUGGUAAGGUGAGUAGCUACCUUGGAAGCAUAGCUUGCAAAGAGAGAUAAAGAGAAGAAUCAAGUAGAAGAAGUAUAUAGACAAAUACUCUCAAUAAGCAAUCCAACCCUUCAAAGCUAUUGGAAGAGAAGUGUGGACUUGACAUAAAUAUGGUGGAGAUGCGGAUAGCAUUCAAUAGAAACGAAGGAAGAACCCAAAAGAAUGAAGUGCGCAUUCUUAAUCUUAUCAACCAGGUUGAAGCUAGCCAGUCAUAGAUUAAUCCAAGAUUUUCUUAAAUUUUGAAGAUCUGAUAACACUCUAUAUAUAGUGUUUAUCACACCCAUAUUUGAUACAUUUCCCCCUUAUAUCAAUGCAUUAUUUAGUAGAUGUCAUUACAUUUCAUAUAAAUAUCAUAACUAUGUGAAUUAUGUGCUUAAGAUAGACCUUAAGUGUGUUUUGUACUAUUUUACGCCUUUUGGUAUUGUUUUGUGCUUUUCAAGGAUAUAAUCACUUAAGAUGAAUAUGGAUAAUCAAUGGAUCAGAAGUAGGACGAGAUAACAAGCAUUUGGGCUCAAUUGGAGAUGGAUUUGGAUAUCAGAUGCUCAUUUUAUGGGCUAGACAAGCUAACUCGGUAUUGUAGUAGGCUUAUCAUUGAUUGAGGUCAAACAAGUUCAGUCAACACCAACUGCGUUAUUUAAAUUGCAUGAAAAAGGUUAUUUGGCACACAAGAAACCCAACCCAUGAAGAAAAUAGGCAACGGUGGGUACCUCCAUUGGGCCGUGAUGGGUCCAAAUCCUAGAAGAUUCUAGAAGCUUCUACUUUAUCCCCAAGUAAAAGGAAUCGGAGCUCAAGUCACACAAUGAAGGUUUUAGGCCGACUUAGAGGAGAAAAGACUAGAAAACCCCUUCCUGUAACUAGUAUAAAUAGGGGCUUAGGUUAGAGGUUUUAGACACAAUUUUACAUACACAAACACUCUUCCCUAGGGCACUAGUUGGUGAGGUAUAUAGACGAGGCAAAGUAUUGGAGUUUGACGAGGAGGUCUUCACCAUUGAUGUUCUUCAUUAUUGGUGUUGUCUUUCUAUUCUCCUAUGUCCAGCUAGCUCAAAGUUGUUUAUGGAUACAAUUCUAUGUUAUUAAUGUAUUUUCCAUUUUUCAACGAAUUGCUAUUUCUAUUCUAUGCAUAUGAUUCUAUUAUUGUUUACUAUAUACAUUCUUCAUAGUAUCAUAUAGGAUGUUAGGAAACUAAUUUCUUAUGAUAUCCCAUUGACCUAUGCGAGUAUGAAGGGCCGGUACACCCCUUCAUGCAAGUAUAGGAUAUCAUAGUAAACUAGUUGGUGCCCGGCCCGUUGGCCGGAAUGUUAUAUUAUUAUAUAUGGGGAUUGAAUAGAAAUGGAAAUGGAAAGUGAUAGACGAAAUUUCAUAGCAGGUAGUGAGGAUAAAGUUUUCAUCAAUUUUCUCAUUUUCUAAUUGUGACAAACAAAUAACAAUCCAUUAAUCAAAACUAACCGUUUUA